AGCUGGGGGAAGAUGUGGGAGUUAGUACGCGCAUCACUCCACCAUCCAAGUUCCCAUUCCGCCUCUUUUACUCUUCCCUGCCUCCUCCCUCCUCUCCUAAAUCCCUCCUUCCCUUCAUUACCUCCCUUUCCCCUGGUUCCUCCCCCAUCCUCUUCCAUCUAACAGUUCCCUCUCCUCCUCUGGCUCGGUCCCUCCUCGUCUCUUUCGCUCUCAUCUCCUUUCCCUCCUCCAGCCCUCGGCGGCGUCUGCGUCAGGCCCCCCACUAGCGUGACGCGCGGGGUCUGGGUGGGAGCUGUCCACUCACCCAGGUGCUGAACGCAGCCGCGGCUUCCCGGGCCGCGCGGGUGGAAGUCGCUGGGUGCCUUCUCCGCUCCGAGAAGCUCGUUUCCAGUCCUCGGACCGUCAGCCUACCGCCCCGGCACCUCCCUUCCAGCACCACCCCUUUGGGACCUGAGCCAGGGGGGCAGCAGUCGCGGCGGCGGGUGCUGAGCAACGGCGGAAGACAACACCUGGCAGCAGGCUGGAAUCUGAUUUGCUUCCUUUUCGGCUUUUCUAAGAGAUAUAUUUAUAUACGGUUCUGGGGAGUCUCCAGGACCAAGCUGGAGCCAAGUGCCGUCUGCCUGACCACCUCGGCCACACCGUCUCUAUCCCCCCUCCCCACCUUCGGCUGACACCGCCAACAAGCCUUACCUCCGUGCAUCUGCGAGGAGAGGUAGCAACAGCAGCGAGCCCAGCCAGCCAGAGGCAGCCGGAGGAGGGAGGGGCGGCGUGGGGGUGGGAGCAGAGAGCCGGCCGAGGCCGCCCUAGGUGGGGGAGCGGGGGCAGAGCUGCCGACAGGACCUGGCAGUCGCCCUCCUCCGCCCCCACCCGCCAGAAGCACUCUUUGCUGAUUAUCUGAGGACUGAAUUGUUCCAUUAGUAUUAUUUUUUUUUUAUUCUCCCCAUCAUUUCCCCACCGCCCCUACCCCCACGCGCCUGCCUUGUCUCUGGUUGCAUGGCAGCACUGCCCGGGAGCGGGGGCCCAGGGCCAGCCCCCCGGGAAGGAAGAGGAGGAGGAUCAUGAAGCCUGGAGUCGCGACCACGCUGGACCGCGGGCCGCAGCAGCCAGAGGACCAGCCGGAGCAGCAGCACCCGCCGGGGAGACACCAGGACGCCGAUCAGCAGUCGCUUCUGCCGCCACAGCAGCAGCGCCGGUCGCGUGCAGACCCACAGCAGGAGGAGGAGGAGGACGACGACGACAGCGACCCCGAAGAGGACGAGGAGGAGAAAGCAGCGAGGCCACUUUCCAGCCCGGACCUGCCUGUCUUCCAGCUCUCGAACCUCGCCCGAAGGGACCUUUGAUGGAACCAAGGGGAGGGGCCUCCGAUUUACAGACUGCAGCUGGGGUGGGCUGGGGGCUGAGAUCAUGUAACUAUUCCUUUCUCCUGUCCCCUCCCCACGCCCCUCUUCUCCACCUCCUUUCUCUGCUCCAUCACCUUCCCUCUCCCAAAUACACUCUUCCUCUAUUCAGGACUUUAGGCUCUGGAAGGAAGCAGCCCUUCGAGGGUUAAGGAUCUUUUUUUUUCCUACAUCCUUUUCUGGUCCACCGCCCUAUACUCCACCUCGUCUGUGUAGCCUUUGGCUGCAGAGACCAAGCACAAGCUCUUUGCCCAAUUUCACCUGCAAACAGUCUCCCAACCCCUUUCUUCAAAGCAGCUCUGGUGCUACUGGGGGUUUAUUGCCCCAGUUUUCUGCCCAAGAGAAUCAGAACUUCUCCUAACCUUCUCUGCCCCCCUCCCCCAUCUUGCCUUCCCCCAACCACUUCUUACUACCUGAGGAAGCCUAUCUGUUCUCUCUCUCGUGCAGUCUUCACUGAGCUGGUUUCCCUAAGCUCAGAUCUAGCUGCUCCAAAUUUGAGUUAUAAUCUUCUCCACCCUUUUAUAUAAAGGAGAUUUACCACAGCCUAGAGAUUUGAGAAGAAUCUCUCAAUCUUUUCCUUGGGAACUUUUAACAAUUAGACAUUGGUCAUACAUCCCAAUGUUUCUACUGCCCUGCUCCUAGUAGUACUCGGGGGUCAAAGACAGAAAGGAGACAACAGCCUGAAUUAAGUCUGAGGUUGGGGUGGGGCUGCCAGGGCAAGAAAAACUUCUUUUUUUUUUUAACUUUGCAUUUUCUUAGGAGCGUUCAGAAUCAUUGACUCCCAGUUGUCAGUCGAGGAGGUAAUUUAUUUGCUGCUUGGAGGGGGUUAUAAGAAGAGCCAAUAAGAAAGGAGGUUCUUCCAUAACACAGAAACACUGUGGACCCCAAGCCCCACCCUAUCCACCUCUUCAAAGACUCCAACUGCCCCUCUCCAGUCCUCUGCUUCCCCAUCACAUGCUCAUGCCCCUGGGUGGGCUGCUGUGGUGCUGCUGCUGUGGCUGGUACUGCUGUGGAUUGUGCACCCCAGCUCCCCAGAUGUUGCGCCACCAGGGUCUCCUCAAGUGCCGCUGCCGAAUGCUCUUCAAUGACCUGAAGGUUUUCCUGUUGAGGCGCCCCCCUCCAGCGCCCCUGCCCAUGCACGGUGACCCCCAGCUCCCUGGUGUGGCGGCCAACAACAACACCCUUCCGGCUCUGGGUGCCGGGGGGUGGGCAGGCUGGAGGGGCCCUCGAGAAGCGGUGGGAAGGGAGACCCCUCCUCUGCCGCCUCCACCACCUCUGCCUCCUUCUGUGGAAGACUGGGAUGGCCCAGCCACAGGGCCACCUGCCUGCCUGCUCAGCAGUGCUUCCUCCGAGGAAUUCUGUAAGGAGAAAGCUGAGGACGGCUACUCUCUAGGAAGUAGCUUGGACAGUGGUAUGAGGACUCCCCUCUGCCGCAUCUGUUUCCAGGGACCAGAACAGGGAGAGCUGCUAAGCCCGUGCCGCUGUGACGGUUCAGUGAAAUGUACCCACCAGCCAUGUCUCAUCAAGUGGAUCAGUGAGAGGGGCUGCUGGAGCUGUGAGCUGUGUUACUACAAGUACCAUGUCAUCGCCAUAAGCACAAAGAAUCCUCUACAGUGGCAGGCCAUAUCCCUGACGGUCAUCGAGAAGGUUCAGAUUGCUGCCGCCAUCUUGGGUUCUCUCUUCCUCAUCGCCAGUAUCUCUUGGCUCAUCUGGUCAACCUUCAGUCCCUCAGCAAAAUGGCAGCGCCAAGACCUCCUCUUCCAGAUCUGCUAUGGGAUGUAUGGCUUCAUGGACGUGGUGUGCAUAGGUCUCAUCAUCCACGAAGGACCCUCCGUAUACCGCAUCUUUAAACGAUGGCAGGCCGUCAACCAGCAGUGGAAAGUGCUGAACUAUGACAAGACAAAAGACUUAGAGGAUCAAAAAUCAGGAGGCAGGACAAACCCGCGGACUUCCUCAUCAACCCAAGCCAAUAUCCCCUCCACGGAAGAGGAGGCAGCAGCCAGCCCUCCUGCCCGUGAAGAGGGCCCCACCAGGGCUGCCAGCCACCCCUCAGGCCCUGGGUCCCAACACCACUGUGCUUACACCAUUCUGCACAUCCUGAGUCACUUGAGACCUCACGAACAGCGGAGCACGCAGGGCGGCAGCCGAGAACUCGUCAUGAGAGUCACCACGGUGUGAAAGGAGGCCGGGGAGGAAGGCUGAGACCACACACACACCCCGCCCCCAGGAAAGCGGCUGGGCCAGGAGGGGCCCAGGAAGCAGGCAUGGGAGGCAGAAAUCCGGCCGUGGGUGGGGGGCCUCGAGGGAGCCUGGAGCAGAGGGGAGCCGUGGGGAGGCUGCCUGCUGGAGAGAUCCUGUGAUUUCCAGUCUGUUGGGUUUCACAGACUGCACAACGGAGGGUGGGACAAAUGGAACCCGCUCUCAGAAAACACUCCUCCCUGCAGAAUGACAAGUAGCAAGGCACCCAGAAAGGGCUGGGCAGAAAAUGGCAGCCGGUACCCGAGGUACCUGCUGCCCCUGUGGGUUGUGAGGGCAGCAAAGAGAACAAGCCAAGGCCACCCGUGGACCAGCUUUUGUAAUCCGCACCUCUCUCCCAGUCUGGGGUUUGCUCCUCUUUGGGUGCUGCUUCCCAGCCCUGGGUGCCCCAGGGACAGAGUGGGACCUUGUGAGCUGGUACCCCUACCAUGCUUGUCGGGGAUGGUGGGGGGGAGCCUGCACUCUGCAAAGUUCCAGUGACUCAGAUGGCUUCACGGACCCCCGGGAGACCGUUCAGGAAGGGAGCUGCAGAUAUGCCUGGCGAGAGAUGGGGCUGUGUCACCCCAGAGAGAACUUUCCUAGCUGUAACGGCGAGUAUCACAUGAGCUCAAAGAAGGCUGAGGUUUGGGGAUGGGCAUCUUUCUGUUCCCUUGUUUAUUUUAUGGUGAUUGGGCUCAAAGAUGUUUACAGGAUGGGGGACUCCUUACACACAUACCUGUGUGCGUGUGCGUGUGCGUGCGUGCGUGCGUGCGUGCGUGUGUGUGUGUGUGUGUGUGUGUGUGUAGAGGGAAGUAUGGAUUUCUCAUGAGUAUCUCAAGCACACAGCUGCUGCUGCGGCUUUAACCUUCAAAUGCCAGGCCAGGGAUAAUUCGCCCUACUGCUGAGCCCCACCCACACCCGGGAUAAUGUAGUGCCAUGUCCUUUUGGCCUUGGCAUUCGAAAGGGUAGGCACACACACGCACACAUGCACGCAUGCACACACACGCACACGCAUGCACACAUGCAUACACGCACGCACACAUCCAGAGCCUCCCACCUGGGUCUGCUGCAGUGUGGGAUGACGCUGGCCUGUGUAUCUCAAGAAAGGAGUGAACACCGAUCUAAGUAUUCCUGGCGUCCUGGCACCGGCACCCUCCCUGAAGAGGCAGCUCUGCUCGCCUUGUGCUCAGUGCGGUGCGCACCUUGGUCCUCCCUGUGCGACCGAGCACUCCAAGGAGCCCGUGGGGAGCACUAUCUCAGGAGCCGCCCGUGUGUUCCGGGACCUGCCAGGGAAGGCCGCUGGGUGAUCACCCACAGUUUCUUACCGUCGUGGCACAAUGGACGCGCCAUCCUUGGGUAUUAAAAGGACAGUGUCGAGUACUUUUUUAAACUAGUUUUUAGGGUUUUUUAAAACUCUCUGUUAUUUGUAAUAUUCUCUUAAAAGCUUGGAAAUAAAAUGUCUUUCCCUACCA
Messenger RNA from Peromyscus californicus insignis, 5104 nucleotides. It is a transcript of the gene Marchf4, whose product is annotated as membrane associated ring-CH-type finger 4. Gene Ontology annotation, biological process: protein ubiquitination. The record is from RefSeq and is a predicted model, not a curated record. Gene Ontology annotation, molecular function: zinc ion binding; ubiquitin-protein transferase activity. Lineage: Eukaryota; Metazoa; Chordata; Mammalia; Rodentia; Cricetidae. The coding region runs from base 2352 to 3575 and encodes 407 amino acids. The transcript has 4 exons.